Trichomonas vaginalis G3 is the source of this 990-nucleotide messenger RNA. RefSeq names its product ribonuclease inhibitor domain-containing protein. The transcript has a single exon. The record is from RefSeq and is a predicted model, not a curated record. The coding region runs from base 1 to 990 and encodes 329 amino acids. Lineage: Eukaryota; Parabasalia; Trichomonadida; Trichomonadidae.
AUGUUUUCUCUUCUCUUUGCUAGAUCAGCUGCAAAAGUUGCUGCAACUAUUAAUGGUAAGGAAUAUACAGGAGAAACCCUCAAAGCUAUCCUUGAUAGUAAUCAAAUUGAACACGUUUAUGAAAUUAAUGCCAGUGGCGAUAUUACAUUUAGUGAAUUCAAACUCGAACCUAUGUUAUCAGCUAAUCAAAUUAUAAUGGGCAACAUGUUAGAAACUGAUCUUCCAGAUGAAUUAUUCAAAGAAUCCUCUGUUUCCGUAGUUUCCUUUGCCAAAGUACAGAGAAUUGGAAAGGGCGCAUUCCUUGGCGCUAAGUCAUUGAAAUCAGCUAGCUUCCCAGAAGCUAUCCAAGUUAGCAAAAACGCAUUUAGUGGAUGCGGAAAGCUUGAGACCGUUGAUAUUCCAAAGGCUAUCUCCAUUGAAGACGCAGCAUUCUCAGGAUCCGGAAUUAAGAACGUAACAUUUUCUAAUGCCUUAAUUAUGUAUUCUUCUGUCUUCGCCGAUUGCCAGUCCCUUAUCGAGGUCAACUUACCAAAUGUCAGCUGCAUUAUUGACGAUAUGCAGUUCUUCAAUUGCUCAAAUCUUACAACCAUCAGAUUGCCAUCUGUCAAGAUCCUCUAUUUCAACAACAGCCAGUUCGUCCAGAACUCUCCCAACUUAACCUCUCUAUACUUCCCAGCAAAUCCUCCAGAAGGCGUUGAAGAUCAAACUUUCAACCUCACUGACGCAACCAAGUUCAACAUCGUCCUUCCUUCUGAAAAGGAUUGGAAGAACUACAUCUCACAGUCCAACAUCAGCAAGAAAUAUGAGAUUGUUUACAAAGGAUACAAUUCUCAUGUAAUUGACAGCUCAAGGAAGUUCAAGAAGACAGUUCUUCCUUACCUUAUCAUUGCUAUUGUUGUUGUUGUUAUUGGUGUCGCAGUUGGCCUAGGAUUUUACUUCUACAAGAAGGGAAGCCUUGAUAGCAUCCUUCCAAACUCACGCUUAGUUUAA